AUGACAUGGCACAGGGUGGCUUCGAAUGGGCUCCGGCACCCUGCGAUCGGAUUGUACCUUCUCUGCUGUGUGCUGCGAGUCGAAUCCCUGCAGCAUGCAGGUGGGGAGGCUUGGCCACUCACGCUGCUUGCCAGUGGAGAUAGUCUUCCACUGGUUCUCAAGAUUUCGACAUCGGACCACAGCGCUUAUCGAACUUUGCAGAGUGAUAUGACGGUGCGGAUCACUUCUCGCGAUGUGUCGGUACUAGCCUUCGAUGCUGGACUUGCGCAGUGCCAGGACAUCAUGACAGAGACGGUGAACCUUCCCGCCCCACACACUUGCGCGACAUCGUUCGACGGGUCGGCUCUUUACCUGACCUUCUUCGCAGACUAUGCCUUGCAGCCGGCCACGACUUAUCUUUUCGCGACACGACUCCGACUGCUGGCUCCCGGAACUAUGCGUCAGCGGACGCUGCUCUGUGAAAUACUGGAGGAUUUCGAGGUCAUUGACAGGUUUGGCAUUGUGAUCGGCACCAUUGCUGCCAUGCCACCGCAGCCGAGCCUCCAACUCUCAGAGUUUCGGCUCUCCGCGGCCGCCCUUUCUCGCGAGCAGGAGUUCGUCCUCGAGGUUCGCUUGGCCGCGGCCUCCGCUGCAACGGCUGUGGACCCCGGGGCCCAGGGCAGCGUGCUGAUUUGGGCCAGGCCUCUGAUGCUCUGGGAUUUCUCUGCCGUGAGCCCCUGCUCCGUAGAGAUCGGCAGCGGUGCCUCCGGCCUCGUGGGGGGAGGCACCUGCACCUUCCUGCGAUUCCCGGAAAGCAGCACAGCGGCGGUGGCCGACAGCAUCGGGCUCAAUGCCACUUUGGCUCAGUUUCUAGGAUGGUCUUCUCGUUAUGCGUCUUUCCGAUUUCAGGGCCGGAUUUCUUUGAACUUUGCCCCGUGCGAAGUCUUGAGUAGAUGA
Symbiodinium necroappetens is the source of this 936-nucleotide messenger RNA. The record is from the annotation of a GenBank genome assembly. Lineage: Eukaryota; Dinophyceae; Suessiales; Symbiodiniaceae.